Molecule: messenger RNA, 783 nt
Organism: Paraglomus occultum
Lineage: Eukaryota; Fungi; Glomeromycota; Glomeromycetes; Paraglomerales; Paraglomeraceae
Source: the annotation of a GenBank genome assembly
AUGACACUAUCAAAAACACUAUGCAACGAUAGCUUUGUAACAAGCGAGCAUCACCUUAUCAAACACUUUACAAACACUGAACUUGGUUCGAAAGAGAGGCUACUCAUCGAGGACAAUGUCCGAAGCGAAAUUAACAAUGAACCUAUGGACAAUACAAGAGAAGAGAAACGAGCGUUUGUACUAUACGGAACAUGGAUCGUAUGGUCGGGCUGGGCCAUUUGUCUGAGUUUGAUCGAACGUAACGAAAUCAAAAGGGAAGAGGGUAAAAGCUGGGACCUGUCUGCCGAGAGAGAUGGUGACGAGUUUGUUAUCAGCGAAUUAAAAGGUACCGAGUUGCCUCCAUUUUUGGUUCAUUCGGAUUGGACAUCAACGUUCUUUCCUAUUCUCUCGUUCCUGCUGCUACUCACGCUUCGUCGUGGUCAUUGGGGUCUUAUUACGUGGGAACAUUUGGUGUUACUCGAAGCCACGUCUCAUCUCAAGUGGUAUCGUAUAUGGUGUUUAUCCGGGGCAUCGGCGGGUUGGAUCCUCUUUUGGGAAGGUGUAAAAUACUAUUUCCACAUUGCUCUCAUUUAUCGAACUGAUCUGACCGCGUUUCCUGGAAUAGCUGGUACCGUGUGGACGAAUCUAUGGAGUGGAAUGUUAUUGGCAAUGUGGUGGAGUUUUUGGACAUUUCAAUACAGAGGAGUGGUGUGGAAGAGAGAGCUUUUGGAAGGUGUUGCAGUCUGGAGUGAUGAUGAUGGAUGGGUCAGAGUGGGGGGUGUUGGACAAGAAAAAUUAGGAUAA